Messenger RNA from Helianthus annuus (common sunflower), 2155 nucleotides. Its product is annotated as cysteine-rich receptor-like protein kinase 10. Lineage: Eukaryota; Viridiplantae; Streptophyta; Magnoliopsida; Asterales; Asteraceae. The coding region runs from base 61 to 1749 and encodes 562 amino acids. Gene Ontology annotation, molecular function: protein kinase activity; ATP binding. The transcript is spliced from 7 exons. The record is from RefSeq and is a predicted model, not a curated record. Gene Ontology annotation, biological process: protein phosphorylation.
UUUACUAUCAAACUCUUCUAGCAUCCCUACAAUCUCCUCCGUCCUCAUCCACAACAAACCAUGUUCAUACUCGCCAUAAAACUUCUCUUCUGCUUCUCUUUAGUUUACAUCUAUUUAAUCAAUACCAUCACCCUUGCGCAACCCGUUUUAGUUUACAAUCGUUGUCAAAACAAAGAAAACUUCACCAUAAAUAGUACGUACCAAACGAAUCUAAACGCGACCCUCUCCGCCCUCCACACCACCAACUCCGGCUUAGGUUUCUUCAACUUUUCCGCGGGAGAAGGAAACAAUACGGUCAACUCUAUCGCACUUUGUCGAGGUGAUGUCGGUCCAGAUGCGUGCAGCAUUUGUCUAAAUGAGUCCAUAGUUAACUUGCGGAGACUUUGCCCUAACCAAAAGGAAGCAAUAGCAGGCUACGACAUAUGUUUGUUGCAAUACUCCAACAAUGAUUUAUUGGUUUACCCACAAGAAAAAGAUUAUUUUGUUCAGUUUAAUCCACGGAUUGCAACGGAUAUUGACAGGUUUAAUGGUGCGCUGCGGCCAUUAAUGGACGAGCUGAGAGGUACCGCAGCCGCUGGAGGUCCGCUACUAAAGUUUGCAGCGGGGAACAGGACCGGUCCGGAUUUCGAUAGGAUUUAUGGUCUUGUGCAGUGUUCUCCAUACUUAACGGAGGAGCAGUGUAGUGAAUGUUUGGAGGAUCAAGUGAGUAGGAUAGGGCUUCAUGAUAAUGGGAAAAUGGGAGGAAAAAUUGUUCUACCUACUUGCAAUUUUAGGUUCGAGAUAUAUCCGUUUUUUAACCAGAGUGCUCUAGCCAUUCCCUCACCACCAGUUCGGCCUCCCUCACCAUCAUCGUCACCACCACCAGGAAAAAAUAAAAACACAACACGAACGGUAAUAAUAGUAAUCGUUAUUGUGACAACCAUCAUUGUCAUUAUAAUUGCUUCACUUUGUGUCUUCUUGAGAUCAAGAAAAAAGAAUAAGCGAGCUCCACCUCCACUCAUCGAGAGGAUUCAAUCUGAAACAAUUGACAUCGGGACUCCUGAAUCUUUGCAAUACAACUUUAGCACAAUGAAAGCUGCAACAAAUGAUUUUUCUCAAGAAAAUAAGCUUGGAGCGGGUGGAUUUGGACCUGUUUAUAGGGGUAGGCUUGAAGAUGGUCAUGAAAUAGCAGUAAAAAGGUUAUCAAAAAAUUCUGGACAAGGUGAUUUAGAAUUCAAGAACGAGGUUUUGCUCGUUGCAAAGCUUCAACAUCGUAAUUUGGUUAGACUAUUGGGUUUCAGCAUAAAAGGAAAUGAACGACUUCUCAUAUACGAGUACAUGCAAAAUGCAAGUCUUGAUAACUUUUUAUUUGAUCCAACAAAGCGCAUGUUUCUUGAUUGGGAAAAGCGAUACAAUAUCAUCAACGGCGUUGCAAAGGGGCUUUUAUACCUUCAUGAAGAUUCGCGUCUAAAGAUAAUUCAUCGUGAUUUGAAAGCUAGUAACGUGCUAUUAGAUGAAGAAAUGAAUGCUAAAAUUGCAGAUUUUGGCAUGGCUAAGUUGUUUAAACCCGAUGAAACCCAAGGCAACACAAAUCGAAUCGUCGGAACCUAUGGUUAUAUGGCACCGGAAUAUGCCAUGCAUGGUCAAUUCUCUGUAAAGUCGGAUGUCUUUAGCUUUGGGGUGUUGGUUUUAGAGAUGAUAACAGGUCAAAAGAAUCAACAUUUUCGGAAUGGAGAGAACAUUGAAGAUCUUCUUAGCUUUGCUUGGUAAAGUUGGAAUAAAGGGACAGGGAUAGACAUGAUUGAUCCCACAUUAAAGACAAGACCAGGUUCAUUGCGCAACAUCAUUAGAAGUAUUCACAUUGGGUUAUUAUGCGUUCAGGAAAAUAUUACUAAUAGACCAACCAUGGCAACGGUAGUUCUUAUGCUUAAUAGUUUGUCUAUCACGCUUCCAGUACCCUCAGAACCUGCAUUUUUCAUGCGAACUAUCACUAAUCCUGAAAAGCCACUCCUUCAAGAGUAUAGUUCUUCGGCGGGGAGUAGUAGUUUUGGAAACCCUAAUGUAUUAAUAGCAAAGCCAAGUUCACGUGAUCAAAUGUCAAUAAAUGACGUUUCAAUAUCUGAGAUCGAUCCUAGAUAAGGAUUUUGAAUGCAUUUAUAUUUUAUUGGUGUGAUUU